Eutrema salsugineum is the source of this 1217-nucleotide messenger RNA. RefSeq lists its product as uncharacterized. Gene Ontology annotation, molecular function: phosphatidic acid binding. The coding region runs from base 100 to 1026 and encodes 308 amino acids. NCBI's taxonomy places the organism in Eukaryota, Viridiplantae, Streptophyta, Magnoliopsida, Brassicales, Brassicaceae. The transcript has 2 exons. The record is from RefSeq and is a predicted model, not a curated record.
ACAGGGAAAAACAAACUGAGCAACAUUGUGUGUGUGAGAGAGAGGGAGAGAGAUCCCAUAAGAAUCAGAGAGAAGAAGGAGGAGGAGUCUCUUAAAACGAUGCCGUAUUACACUCACGACGACGAUGACGUGGAUGAGUUCAACGAUUACGAUCCGACGCCGUAUAGCGGAGGCUACGACAUCACCGUGACCUACGGCCGCGCAAUCCCGCCGUCCGACGAGACUUGUUACCCUCUUUCGUCUCGAUCCGGUGACGCCUUCGAGUACCAGCGACCUGUCUUUUCCUCCAAUCAUGAGCCUCCUGCCUAUGGCGACCAGGCUCUCAAGACCGAGUACAGUAGCUAUGCCCGGCCCGGAGGUCACGGAGGCGCUCACGUCGAAGGUGAAUACGGUGGAAGGAAACCGGAGCAUGGCGGAUCUGGAUCUGAUUUUGGCCGGAAACCUGAAUCUGGGUAUGGCGGAAGAACGGAGGUCGAGUACGGACGGAGACCUGAAUCUGGGUAUGGCGGAAGAACGGAGGUUGAGUAUGGCCGGAAACCUGAAUCGGAGCACGGAUCUGGGUAUGGUGGGAGAAUGAAGUCUAAGGAAGAGGAAGAUGGAGACUACAGGAAGCCCAGCUAUGGCCAUCGCAAGGAUAAUGAUGAUGAUGAUGAGGAAGAGAGGCAUGGCUACAAAAAACACAGUGGCAAGGACUCUGAUGACAAGAAGAAGGAGAAGAAGAAGGAUAAAGAUAAGAAAAAGGAUGACGAUGAUGAGAAGAAGAAGAACAAGAACAAGGACCAUCAUGAUGAUGACUAUGAUGAGAAAAAGAAGAACAAGAACCAUCAUGAUGAUGACUAUGAUGAGAAGAAGAAGAAGAAGGACCAUCAUGAUAGUGAUGAUGAGAAGAAGAAGAAGAAGAAGGACCAUUAUGGUAGUGAUGAUGAGAAGAAGAAGAAGAAGGACCAUCAUGGCAGUGAUGAUGAGAAGAAGAAGAAGAAAGAUCACUAUAAGCAUCACAAGGGCCAUCGUGAAGACGAUGACUAAAAGGCCUUCUUUCCUCUGACAUUUGCAUCUCAAGCUUUUCUAUCACUAAACAAGUAACCCACGCCUCAUUUCUCUCUACGUUUAUGUGAGUUUGUCAAUUGUUGUUUUGUUUUUGCUUGGCGUUUGUGCUUAUCUUGGAUAAAGACCUUAACAAGUAUGAAAUUAUGCAUAAUGAGUUUUCUAGUUAUGUC